This is a messenger RNA of Fusarium falciforme, 1518 nucleotides long. RefSeq names its product HET domain-containing protein. NCBI's taxonomy places the organism in Eukaryota, Fungi, Ascomycota, Sordariomycetes, Hypocreales, Nectriaceae. The record is from RefSeq and is a predicted model, not a curated record. The transcript is spliced from 3 exons. The coding region runs from base 1 to 1518 and encodes 505 amino acids.
AUGACUGGGGAAGCCAUCGCUCUGGCACCCACCCAACAAACACCGGCUGAAGAGACUUAUACUGCGAGGAAGAUCAACGGGAUGAUUGACUUUGAUCAUAUUCGAAAGGGCUUGGAACACUGCCAAAAUCAUCAUCCUGAAGCAUGCCAGGCCAAAUUCGACAAAGGCCUGCUCGCUACCCGCAUGAUCGAUGUCUCAACUCGAAGGGUUGUCAACUGUCCAGACCAAUGUGACUACCUAGCCCUCAGCUAUGUUUGGGGUGGUGUUCACCCUCAAGAUGGCGCCUUGGAAGCAGGAACUCUGCCUCAAACGAUUGAAGAUGCCAUCACUUUGACAAAGGGCUUGGGAAAACAGUACCUAUGGGUUGACGCCCUAUGCAUCGACCAGAGCUUGAACCCAACACCGGAACAAGCAGCUGAAAAGGCCAAGCAACUCGGGCUGAUGCAUCUUAUCUACUACUGCGCGACCAUUACCAUUUUUGCCGUGGCUGGUCCACGAUCUGACUAUGGCAUUCCCGGUGUAUCGCGUCCUCGCGUACAUUCUACAGAGGAAGUCAUUGAUGGAUACACCAUUUUGACUGUCCCGCCCCAAAUCAUGGCCGAGGUCAAGAACUCUGUUUGGCAGAGUCGUGCCUGGACCUGGCAGGAAGAUGCACUCUCCACCCGAAAGUUGUUUCUCACCGAGACUCAGUACCAACUGCAGUGCAAUGAGACACUGGGCUGUAGCUAUCACUCUGAAGCAUGUGAUUCGGUGCCUGACCUUACAUGGACGCACAUAUCAGGCGGCAAGGUCAAGGCCGGAUUUGUUGAGGCCGACAACAAAGAUUUUCUCGACAGGGCCGAUUCCAUCUUUGAGUCAAUCCUUUCCAGUUACACACCCCGAUAUAUGACCAACGAUGACGACUCUCUGAAUGCUUUCCAAGGCGCCCUUACGCGGUUCGGCUUGGCAGCUUACCCAAAGGGCUUUGAGUGGGGAAUGCCACUGAAGCAAUUCCCCCAGUCACUUGCCUGGAUACACGAUUUCACUGUCAAGCCGAAGCGGCGAGCCUCCUUCCCAAGCUGGAGUUGGGCGGGCUGGGGCGGAGGCGUGCAUUAUCCGGUCGGUCUAAUCGCCAAGGAGACUGCCCAAGUCGACCUGGUCCCACGAAUGAUUGGAAUCAAUGGCAAAGAGGUCACUCUUGAGGGCUGGGUGGCGACGCUUGACAUUCGAACCGAGCCUUUUAGUGAGCUUGUCGUACAUGGGAGUGAUACGGCAGUUGGAUGUAUCACGGAGCGAAACUUUAAGCACAACAACACCAUUCCGUCGGGGAAGUACAGAUGUUUGGUCGCAGCAAGGGUGAAGAAGGAAACAUUAAGGAAUGGGCUCCAAAAUCAGCAGGUAUUUCUGGUGAUUCUCCAUGGAGACGAAGGGCCAAAAGUCUAUGAACGACAGACGGUAAUUACAGUGAGCAGGCUGGCAGUCGAGGGCAAAGACUUUAUGGAUUUUGGUCCUGAGCAUACCACUGUCACACUAAAGUAG